ACGUCGGCCUCCGAAUCUGAUUUCAUUCAUGGCUCGGAUGGAGCAUAGUAGUACGCUUCGUAAAAUGAUCAAAGUAGCACUUUGAGAAUUGGUUUGGGCACUCUUACGCAUUUCAUUCAUUCAUCUGUAGUAGUCGACUGGCCGGGACCGAUCAGCCAGCGUUCGAGUUUCGUCAAUGUUUUAUAGAAAAGACGCGAACAUGUAUUUAGAAAGUAUCGUGGUUUUGGUGCUAUUCAAUUUUUGUGUCAGUACGAGGAUACCUCUGGAGGUUUUCCAAAGGUAUCCAACGGAACACCAUCACCAUGGGCACAAGCUGAACCAUUUAAAUAAUGGCAAUUUCUACAGGAAAAAACUGCAAGAGCACGUACCUUUAAAAGUAUUGUAUCAAGUGGGGACAUCAGAAGAAGAUCUGCCUGAAUGCAACACGAGAUCAGUAUGUAACAAAGUGGAUCUGUAUGACACUCCCUGGGUCGAAAAACAAUGCAGAUGCGCCAAAGGAAAAACAUGUCCCAUGGACCUUUCCACGGACGAUGGGCACACAUUUGUCGAGAAAACUAGGCAAUAUAAAGUAUGCGAGUCGAUCAGAAAGCUUCCCAGAUGCAGAUACUUUCGUGAUACAACAUGGUCCAUUACCUUAUACCAAAACAACGUUACAGAUCAAGUGAUUCACUGUCACUGUCCAAAAAAUUCUCUAGCAUAUCUUAACAAAAGAAACGUACUACAUCUGCCCAAUGGUCAGUUAGCUUUUCAGUACCUCUUUUCCUGUUCGCCACAAACGAGACUUCGCUGCCAGAGAAAGGAACCUUGCCGGUUGUUUACAGUUCGCAAACGUCAAGAAUUCUUGGACGAAGUGAACGUAAACACUUUAUGCCAAUGCCCCCAAGCCCACCGAUGCCCGCACCACCACACGGAUUACGGCGUAGUUUCCGUAAAAACGUUCAGCGAAGACACCAUCAAGACCUACAGCGGGUACUGCCUACCUUCGUAGUACCCUCCACAGGUGGCGCCGCUUGUCCGUUUAUUGUACAGUCUCGGCUCAUAUUUCGGCCUCGAUUUUAAAUAUUUCUUUUUUGAAUUUAUUGAAGAAAAAAAGAAAUUUGUACAGAUAGGUUAUUGUGUCAGACAUGACGAUAUUUAUUUUUGUAUUUAGUUCUAACGGAUGACUUUUUCCUAUGGUGGUGAACAGUUCGAUCAGACAUAAUUAAGGAUCCUGUAAAUUAUCUUUUAAAAGUUCCAAAUACGCUGAAAUAGUACAAAUGCUUUAUAUUCAUAAUUUAUUUUAAAACUGUUAUUACUAGGGUUUCCAUAAGUCAGGAUUUACUCGGAUAUGUUCUUUUGACCGGAAUUUUAAAAAAUGCCCGGAAAAUCUAAACGUAAAAACAACUUUGUAGAAUACUCUAAUCGUUACGAUGUCACAUACCGAUAAAACUGACAUCGUUGGAAAGUACCCAUAUCCAUAUGAUUAUUUUUUUCGUUUUCGGUGCACUAGUGGAUGUGAGUUGUGAAUUUUUUUGUCUUUAUUUUGUUAUAAUUACGUAUCCUUUAUAAAUCUAAGUCUAUCGAACGAUCUAUAACAGUGACAGUUGUGCCUCAAAUUUUAUUUCACAAAUUUUAAUUCACAAGUAAAUUAUAUUUUCUGUCAUUUUUUGAGUGUUAUCUGUCAAAACCUACCCUGACCUGUUGGAUAGACUUUGGCUCAUGCUAAUUGUAUAUGCAACGGGUAAAUUGGUUUGGAAGUUUCGGUAUAUAAUGUACAAUAUUUAAUUUUACCAAUAAAAUUAAGCAUUUAAUAAUGCCAAACCAAAAGUGUGUAAUUGUAAAAUUUAAAAGUGUGUAAAUUAUGUAAAAACUGUAUUAAAAACAGAUAAUUCAAUUCUGAUGUCAUUUGUAACGUAUGCCACACAAAUCUUAGUAGUGCUCGCAAAGACAAAAGGGCAUAAUCCUUUUAACACUUUUUCAACUGCCAUUAAGCAUUAAGCAUUCCUGCUUAAAGCAAAGACUGAGGGAAGAAAGUAUAUCGUCAGACGGGCAUCCAACCAAUGAUAGAAAAUACAAUUUACCUGUGAAUUAAAAUGACAGAAAACUCUUAUCUCGUUAGACAAACUAGUCCGGAUUUCAAGAGAUCACUUGUCCGGAAUUUUCAAAAGCUUAUAUGGAAACCCUAGUUAUUACUGUAAUUUUAUUUUUUGUAAGUAAACAUUCCUGUGUAAAAAUACUUAAUUGUACGAGACAUAUUUUCAAUAACGAAAUAUAUAUUCAGAAUUUAAAAUACUGUAAAUAAUCUAUAUUUUAUAGUCAUACACAGUACAGGUCAUAAUAAUAGAUUUUGUUUUAAUACCUUAAAAAUGACCAAACAUAAACUAAAUGUUAUAUUGUUUUUAUUAAAAAAAUGCAUGUAGAAGAAACCAGUGACCAGUUGACAAUUCUUACCUCACUAGGCCAUACAUUUAUUUAAACUGUUUAUAUUCUAUGUAUUAUUUUUAUAGAUAUUCUACUUUGUAAAAAUGUGGAGUCGAAUAUAUACAUAAAGAUAUUAGAUAUGAAUGUCUAAAGUUGUUAAACAAACUUUAUAUAAAUCAUUUAAAUAAUGAAAUAAAUAUUA
This is a messenger RNA of Sitophilus oryzae (rice weevil), 2602 nucleotides long. RefSeq names its product protein giant-lens. Lineage: Eukaryota; Metazoa; Arthropoda; Insecta; Coleoptera; Curculionidae. The record is from RefSeq and is a predicted model, not a curated record. Bases 176 to 988 code for a protein of 270 amino acids. The transcript has 4 exons.